GCUGUCAACCAGCAACAAUAUUUCUAACUUCAAGACAAUGCAGAGUUAUCAUGGAGCAGGCUAAGAGUUAAACGGACUGGAAAGGCUUACUAAAUCCUGCACUAGGUCGAGUAAGAAGCUCAUCUGAAGACAUUCCCGUUCUUCGGAGUGGUUCCGGCCAUCUUGAAUGAGUCUGGAGAGGAGCUGGAGGGACCGAGCGAAGGGUACCUGGUGUUCAAACAGCCGUGGCCCGGUGUGAUGAGGACGGUGUACGGGAACAAGCAGAGGUUUGAAACCGUGUACUUCAAGAAGUUUCCGGGAUACUACGUCACAGGAGACGGUUGCCGUAGAGAUGAGGAUGGAUACUAUUGGAUUACAGGCAGGAUAGACGACAUGCUGAAUGUCUCCGGUCACUUAUUGAGUACAGCGGAGGUGGAGUCGGCUCUGGUGGAGCACGAGGCCGUUGCCGAGGCUGCGGUGGUGGGCAGACCUCAUCCUGUGAAAGGAGAAAGCCUCUACUGCUUCGUAACUCUGACUGAUGGACUGACCUUCAACCGCACGCUGGAGGCCGACCUCAAAAGACAAGUGCGGGAGAAGAUCGGUGCCAUCGCUACACCAGACUUCAUCCAGAAUGCUCCAGGCCUCCCCAAGACCCGAUCAGGUAUUUACCAAAGUUACACAGAGCUGGUUGAGUAAUUGUCAGAAUAAAGUUAGCUGUUAGCUGAACUCAUAGAGGAGGAAAUUCAGAGCAAAACCUGACUGCUGAAAAACACUAGUAUAUUUUGAGAUGCAACUAAACCCUUGUUGCAUUACUGUUUUAAAGGAUGAGUUAUUUCAAGUUGUAAAAAAAAACUCUCCUUUUCACUUCCUGCUUGCCGUAAGGGGUUUUAGUUUUCUGUGGUUUUUAUAUUUGAGAUAUUGGCUCCAAAAUGUCCCUCAAACACAACAUAUGUGACUAGAACUUGGUUCGAAAAUAUCACAGCGUAGAAAAU
Messenger RNA from Gymnodraco acuticeps, 971 nucleotides. RefSeq names its product acetyl-coenzyme A synthetase, cytoplasmic-like. Gene Ontology annotation, cellular component: cytoplasm. The transcript has 6 exons. NCBI's taxonomy places the organism in Eukaryota, Metazoa, Chordata, Actinopteri, Perciformes, Bathydraconidae. The coding region runs from base 238 to 675 and encodes 145 amino acids. Gene Ontology annotation, biological process: acetyl-CoA biosynthetic process. Gene Ontology annotation, molecular function: acetyl-CoA synthetase activity. The record is from RefSeq and is a predicted model, not a curated record.